UGGUAGCUGCAGCUUGUACACAUGCAGACAAGGUGGUGCCUACCUUUCAUGUGGAAAGCUGCCUUACAAAAACAGGUUGUAUUUUCCAUUAUCCCAGAGUUUUUCUAGCCUCAUACAGGCUUUGGUGGAUGCUCCAUAACCUAAACUCCAUUUGCUCUCUAUGAAAUAUGUUUAGGUUAUUAUCUUAUUUCUCUUCAAGUGAAAGGAAGGUGUGUCUCCAGUGCACUCAUUUUAAAUAAUAAUUUAUGAACUUCAGGAGAUCUGCAGAAACCAGCCUUGUGAAAUGUAUUUUUUUGGACACAGAAGUCUAUCUGCCUUACAGCAUCUGUGCAUGGUGUGGUGUUAAUAUCUGUAAGACAGAAAAAACAGUGAGGAGGCAAGCUAGUUCAAAAAGUGGACAAAUUGAGAAGAAACUUUUGUUUCCAUCUCCUUCCUUUUCUUCUUGCUUUGUGCUGCUGCUGGAACAAGAAUGGGUCAGCUGUGUGGACGAUGCAUGCAACUCCUGCGGGACUUCAUAGGCUUUGUUCAGAGGAUGUCCUCUGACUUGGUGCAAGGCAUCAAGGAAUGCUUAACUCUGAUAAGCAAUUGCUCCUGCUUAAAACAGAACAGCUCUAAAAACAGACAGCUGUACAAGCCCAUCCUACAGCCUCAUGAGAGAGUGACCGCACAGGAGUUUCUGCAGCAUAUUGAAACAGAUUUUGAAAUGUCUCCACUGGGAAAGGACCCUCUGGAAGCCUUGAGGACCUUAUCCUUUUCAGAAAACCCAGGUUUACAGCAGUCAGCUGCCCUCUAUUACUUGCAUAUGAGUCAGCACAUGAACAUCCGCCUGCCUGUGGAGCAUCUGGAACCCUUCUAUGCCUUACUACGUUCUGCUGACCUGGAGGUGCAGCAGAUGUCUUCCUUGUCCCUUGUCAACUUCCUGCUGGAAGGAAAUAUUGACAAAGAAUUAGUUGUCCAAAUGGGUUUACUUGAGCCAAUUCUGGAUCUGCUUGAAUCAGAGGAUCCCACUGUCCAGUGUAAUUCCUGUGCCUGCAUCAUGACUCUGGCUGUUUCAGAGUCCAACCGAGAGGCUAUUGGUGCUGCUAGAGGAGUUACACCCCUACUGUCUCUUGCCAAUUCCUAUGAUCCCAGAGUCCAACAAAAUGCAGUUGGUGCUAUUCUGAACCUUACACAAUCAGAGAAAAUCCAACAAGUCCUAUGCAAGGAAGGAGCCCUACCAGUUCUUGCCUUGCUGCUGGAAUCUCCUGACUCAGAAGUCCAGUACUACAGCUGUGCUGCCCUGAGCAAUGUGGCAGCCAAUGUUCAGCACCACAAAGCCUUGCUGGGACCCAGUGACAGAUUCCUGCUGUGGACACUGAUCUCUCUCCUAUCCUCUUCUGUGGACAAGGUUUCAAGCCAGGCAUGUGUUUGCCUAAGAAAUUUGGCUACCAGUGUGGACAUCCAGGCUGAGAUGGUUGCUGAGAACGUCCUGCCCAAGCUGUGCUCUCUCCUGGCCUCUGGAAGUGAGGAUGUGCGUCAUGCCUCCAUUGCUCUGCUCUGGAUACUCUCCCAGCACCUGCCCAACCAGGACACUCUGGCAUGUGCUGAGCUACUGCAGAGCCUGGGGACAUUACUGGCAGCACACAAAACUGACCCUGUGAUUGUUGGACAUACUGCUUGCAUCAUCAAAAACCUGUGCCUUUCCAAAAACAGACAGAGAAUAACUGAGAGCCGCUGUGUUGAAGGUCUCCUCCAGACCAUGCUACUGACCGACACUCAGGAAGACUCCCUUCGUUACGUGACAUCCUGCCUUGCUGAGCUAGCAAAGCAAGAAGGAGCCAUGUUACACAUGGUCCAGUGGAUGGAUGAACCUUUGACAAAGUGCUUGGUGAGACUGGCUGGCCAACUGGAACAUCCUGAGCCAUCCUUUCAUGCUGCCUCCAUCAUCCAGCACAUGAUCGGUCACGAAAAAAUGAUGCUUUUGUGGAAGUAUCACAUUGGAGAGAUUCAAGCCUACCUCAAGAAUUUUCUUACCCACCAAGAGGUCCGUUUUCAGCAGCUGGGCAUCUCCACACUCUGCAGACUACGAGCAGAUCCAGACUUUUCAUUAGCAUUCAGAAAAAGCCAAAUGGCCAAACUCCUUGAGCAAGUCCGUCAGCAAACAGAAGAAACUCAAGAGCUCCUUAGAGCAGCUAUGUGCCUUGAAGACAGUUAAUAUUUAAGCCAAAUGGUUUAUGAAAACUUACCAAAUCCAAGGGCCUGACCUUUCAGAGGAAACGACUCUUUUCCUUGGUUCCCGUAAUUUUCCUGCUCUUGCAGUUUCGUCAUACAAGAGAGAUGUCCCGAUAACAAGAAUUGGAGCAGGUCAAAACACAAUUCCUUGCACCCUUUGGCUGGCUGCUUAAGUGCGCUUCAGGACAUGGCUACAUGUUGAAAAACACCUGCUAUGCUUGGUUAACCUUCCAUGGCUUGUUUUUGGUUUCCUCACCGUCCCCUUCAGAAAAACCAGCACUGUAUUAAUGAGGUUUUAUUCAUGCAACAGGCUGAUUCCACUGAUGAGGCAUCUCUCAAGUACGCAGGUCUGCAUUCAUCUCUAUUCCGUUUCUGUUCCAUAUCCUGCAUUUCAGAGCACACUCCAAGGACUUUAGAAAAUAAUUGAAACAACCCACACUAAAAAGGUAGAAAACUACAAACAGGUUACUACAGAAAGUAACUGCUGAGGGACAAUUCUCAAAGUACAAGAAAUUUGUAAGAACAAGAAUGGGUGAAGUCUUUACAGCUGAUCCUUGUCACCACUAUAGGCACUACUCUCCAGCAGAAGAAGAAAGGCACGUUAAGGCAAACGUUGCAUAGAGCAAGUACAGAACACAGCAGGAACCAUGAAUAAUUUGGGUGAGAUGUGUUCAAGUACAGAACUGUGUUCUGCAAAUGUUAUUUCCAAAGCUACUCGCAACAAGAGAUGAGUGAAAAUAUUUGGCAAAAUUAGGAAUCUUUGUUAUAUUUUGAUAUUGAUACUUCAUUUUAAAUGGAGUUAAAGAACAAUAAAAAGGUAUUUGUGUUUAAAUUCAA
Messenger RNA from Haemorhous mexicanus (house finch), 3048 nucleotides. RefSeq lists its product as uncharacterized. Bases 470 to 2194 code for a protein of 574 amino acids. The record is from RefSeq and is a predicted model, not a curated record. Lineage: Eukaryota; Metazoa; Chordata; Aves; Passeriformes; Fringillidae. Gene Ontology annotation, biological process: nucleus-vacuole junction assembly. The transcript is spliced from 14 exons. Gene Ontology annotation, molecular function: protein-membrane adaptor activity; protein binding.